AUGCUUUCCCUUUGGUUGUUCUUGCUCCCUUGCCUGAGCCUUGUGCCUCUGGCCUCGGCCAAGAAAGGUCUGGAGUUCCCACAGUAUGAUGGGAAAGACCGCGUCCUAGACAUCAAUGACAAGAACUACAAGAAAGCCUUGACGAAGUACAGCAUGCUGUGCCUGUACUAUCAUGAGCCCAUACCAGAGAACAAGGAUCUUCAAAAACAACACCAGAUGACUGAGUUGGUGCUGGAGCUUGUAGCUCAGGUUCUGGAAGAGAAGGACAUUGGUUUUGGAAUGGUUGAUGCCCACAAAGAUGCAAAGGUGGCAAAGAAACUGGGUUUGGAAGAGGAAGGCAGCAUAUAUGUUUUUAAAGCCGACCGAGUGAUUGAGUUUGAUGGCCUGCUGUCUGCUAACACCCUGGUGGAGUUUUUGUUGGAUCUUCUGGAGGAGCCAGUGGAGGUGAUAGGAAAUGCUUUGGAGCUGAGAGCCUUCGACAGGAUGGAGGAAGACAUCCGCCUCAUUGGUUACUUUAAGAGUGAAGACUCUGACCAUUAUGAAGCAUUUAAAGAAGCUGCAGAGCAAUUUCAGCCCUACGUUAAGUUCUUUGCCACUUUUGAGAAAUCUGUGGCCAAGGAGCUGACUCUGAAGUUGAAUGAGGUGGAUUUCUAUGAGCCCUUCAUGGAGGAACCGGUCACCAUUCCAGGCAAGGGUCACUCUGAGGAGGAUCUGGUGGCAUUUGUGAAUGAACACAGACGACCAACUCUGAGAAAGCUGCGUGCAGAAGAUAUGUUUGAGACCUGGGAGGAUGAUAUUGAGGGCAUCCACAUUGUAGCUUUUGCAGAGGAGGAGGAUCCUGAUGGCUAUGAGUUUUUGGAGAUCCUGAAAGAAGUGGCUAGGGACAACACUCACCUACCUGACCUCAGCAUCAUCUGGAUUGACCCUGAUGACUUUCCCCUGCUGAUCCCCUACUGGGAGAAGACCUUCAAUUUGGACCUGUUUAGACCACAGAUCGGGGUAGUCAAUGUUACAGAUGCCGACAGCGUGUGGAUGGACAUGGAAAAUGAAGAGGAUCUGCCCAGCGCCCAGGAGCUGGAGGACUGGAUCGAAGAUGUUCUCUCUGGCAAAAUCAACACUGAGGAUGAUGAUGAUGAUGACGACGACGAUGAUGAUGACGAUGACGACGACGAUGAAUAAUUUAUGAACAAGAAAUCGCCACAAGCUUAAGACAACUGUAAAGUACAUUUUUACAAAACUUAUACUGAAUUGCUAAAAAUGAUACUAAUAAUAAGUCUAUUUAAUAUCCAAAGUUUUCAU
This is a messenger RNA of Monopterus albus (swamp eel), 1299 nucleotides long. It is a transcript of the gene casq2, whose product is annotated as calsequestrin 2. Gene Ontology annotation, biological process: regulation of cardiac muscle contraction by regulation of the release of sequestered calcium ion. NCBI's taxonomy places the organism in Eukaryota, Metazoa, Chordata, Actinopteri, Synbranchiformes, Synbranchidae. Bases 1 to 1179 code for a protein of 392 amino acids. The record is from RefSeq and is a predicted model, not a curated record. Gene Ontology annotation, cellular component: Z disc; sarcoplasmic reticulum lumen. Gene Ontology annotation, molecular function: calcium ion binding. The transcript has 11 exons.